AUGAUGCUUGUUGACCUCAUCUUUGGGAAGAGAAGCAUAGUUUUACCUCAGCUUCUUACAGAUAUCAAGCAUUUGCUACAAACGGGAUCAAACAAAGAGUUGAAAGGAAUGAUGAAAACUGUGAAGAUACAAGACAUUGAUAAUUUUCAAGAUGAAAUGAUGGACAUGAUGGAUAUAAGCAGUGAGAUACAAGAAUCUCUUGGUAGAAGUUUAGUGUGCCAGAUGAUAUUGAUGAAGAUGAUCUUAUGGGUGGCAGACAUGGGUCAAGAAACUGAAGGUGAAGGGGUACCUUCAUAUAUUCAACCUGAUAAUGAACCUGAUCUGGAUGCAGAACUUAAUAUGCCUUUAGCUCCAAGUGGACAUGCAGUGCCAGUGAAACCAUCAAUCAAAUGA
Messenger RNA from Lactuca saligna, 393 nucleotides. NCBI's taxonomy places the organism in Eukaryota, Viridiplantae, Streptophyta, Magnoliopsida, Asterales, Asteraceae. The record is from the annotation of a GenBank genome assembly.